This is a messenger RNA of Brugia malayi, 174 nucleotides long. Its product is annotated as 126.9 kDa transcriptional regulatory protein in YSW1-RIB7intergenic region, putative. The record is from RefSeq and is a predicted model, not a curated record. The transcript has 2 exons. Bases 1 to 174 code for a protein of 57 amino acids. Lineage: Eukaryota; Metazoa; Nematoda; Chromadorea; Rhabditida; Onchocercidae.
AUGGAAAAGAAAUGUAAGACGGAUGGAUUAAAAUUUGAACAACUGCUUUUGAAAUUAGUGCAGUCAGUCAAAAACAUUAACAAGAAUGAUGAUGAUAGUGAUGAUGGCGAUGACGAUGAUGAUAGUGACGACGAUGAUGAUGAUGAUAAUGAUGAUGAAAGUGAUAAGAACUGA